Molecule: messenger RNA, 1149 nt
Organism: Xyrichtys novacula (pearly razorfish)
Lineage: Eukaryota; Metazoa; Chordata; Actinopteri; Labriformes; Labridae
Source: the annotation of a GenBank genome assembly
AUGAGCUCAGAGAGAAGCGAGGAGGUCGUCAUUGACACCCGCCGCACCACCGUCCAUACGCUGGGUAAGCAAAACGAGGGGAAGCGUCUCCGCUACAUGCAGAAAGACGGCAGAUUCCCUGUUGUUUUCCAGAAGGUUCCCGGAGACUGGAGUCCUUAUCUGGCGGACAUCUUCACCACUCUUGUGGAGAUCCGCUGGAGAGUGAUGUUCCUCAUCUUCUCCCUCUCUUACAUCCUCUCCUGGAUCUUCUUCGGCCUCUGCUAUUGGCUCAUUGCUCACGUACACGGAGACAUUGCGGAUCUAGAAAACGAGCCAUGUGUGGAAAACGUUCGUGGCUUCACUGGAGCCUUUCUGUACUCGAUGGAGACUCAGGCAACUAUUGGCUACGGCUUCAGGGGGAUGACUGAGAACUGUAUGGUGGCCAUUAUUGUUGUGACGGUUCAAGAUGUGUUCAGCUGCUUUCUCGACACCAUCAUUAUCGGUAUUGUCGUUGCUAAGAUGGCGUCGGCUCGUAAGAGAGCUCAAACUGUUGGCUUCAGCAGCUGUGCGGUGGUCAACCUGCGAGACGGGGUUUUGUGUCUAUCAUGGCGGCUCGGGGACUUCAGAGGGAAUCACAUCCUGGAUGGUGUCGCCAGGGCUAUCUUAGUCCGCCAUGUGAAAAAGCCACAUGGAUCCAUUGUGAUGUCAUACCAAGAUCUAGACAUCCAAGAUCGAGAUAUCAUCCUCGCCACACCAGCUACUAUAAUCCACAAGCUGGAACCUGGGAGUCCUCUCUACAGUCUGGGCCCUGAUGGCCUGCUGGAGGACGACUUUGAGCUGGUGGUGUCUUUCACCUACACUGGUGACUCUACGGGAAUGCUCCACCAGACCAGAACCUGCUACAAACCAGCAGACAUUCGCUGGGGCCAGCGCUUCCAGGACAUGCUGAAGCUGGGGAAGAAGAACUACAAGGUGGACUACGCUCGCUUCAACGAGACCACAUGGGUGCCGGUGCCUCACGUCAGCGCGGAGGAGUUAGACAGUGGGAGGAGACAUGCAGAAGUCAGGCAGACCUACAAUCCUCUGUUUCCACCAGACAAGAGAAAUGGACAUAGAUACAAGAUGGAUCACAACAUCACUGAAGAGGUGAUGCAUCAAACUAGCUUGUAG